AUGGCUGCGAGCCGACGCGAGCAACAAGAAGUGGUGCACGAAUCAGCGCAGACCACAAAGACACUUAAUAAGGCGGGUCAGUACGUCACAGUGGAGACCAACGAAGGCACCCUGCGGGGAGUGGCCACCACUACAGUGAACGGCACAGCUUACUACCGCUUCUCGGGCGUUCCUUUCGCAGCGCCUCCGCUCGGUGAGCUGCGCUUCAAGCCGCCGCAACCGCACCCCGGCUGGGAGGGAGUGAGGGAUGCCCUGGAGGAAGGCAGCGACUGCCUGCAGGUGAUGCCGGGGGGCGCAUCGGGUGCCGAGGACUGCCUGUAUCUCAACGUGUACACGACCUCGGUAAGGCAGUAG
Molecule: messenger RNA, 354 nt
Organism: Schistocerca serialis cubense
Lineage: Eukaryota; Metazoa; Arthropoda; Insecta; Orthoptera; Acrididae
Product: esterase E4-like
Exons: 3
Coding region: 1-354 (117 amino acids)
Source: RefSeq, a predicted model, not a curated record